This is a messenger RNA of Paramecium octaurelia, 342 nucleotides long. The record is from the annotation of a GenBank genome assembly. Lineage: Eukaryota; Ciliophora; Oligohymenophorea; Peniculida; Parameciidae.
AUGGAACAACGUUAACAAUGGACUUUAGAAUCCUUUGAAUUUAGAACCCUGGAAUGGGAAUUACGAUCACAUUUUCAAAUAGGAUAGAAACUAAAUAUCUCCAAAAAAGAUGCAGAUAAAAAUCCCAAUUAGAAUGACAACUCAAGCCAGAAGGAGAUCAAUGGAAACCAAUUAUCCAAGUCGUCAGGAUAGUUGUCCUAAGAUAGAAAUCAAAUAAUAUUUGCAAUCAUUCUAGAAGAGUAGUCUGUCUCCUCGAAAGAAUUCAACUCAGAAAUAUAGGAACUCUUGCAUCAAAACUCUAUUCCAAAAAUCCUUAUUGAAUAAUUCGAUGUCAUGGACUGA